GUAUGUAUGUAUGUAUGUAUGUAUGUAUGUAUGUAUGUAUGUAUGUAUGUAUGUAUGUAUGUAUGUAUGAUGCCGAGUUCCGUAACAUGACCCAAGUUCACGUCUUCAUACUUGCUCGUUUGAUUGACACGACUACUGUUAACGGUCCUUGCGAUUCGUGUUACACGAUCUUCCCUGGCAGCUGCGUAUGUCGCGGCCUGUGUGCCACAUAUAGACACGCCUCUCCCUAAAAAUAUCCUCAGCUAUCUGCGCUGCCUGGCCUGUGUCAGAGACGGCAUUUUCCCGGUCGCCCGGCGUUGUAACAGCACUGGUCAAAUCCGCUCUCUGUUCUUCCUGUGUAACACGUGUUGCCUGUAUAUUGUCUAACAAGUUGAAGGGGAGAACAUGGCAACGGAAACUAAGAUGUCUAACGGCGACGUCAAGAAAGGAGGGAAGAGUGCAGAGGAGACCAUGUCGAUGUCCGAACUGCUGGAGAAAUUCAAGAGUGAACUGGAGAGCGCCGGACAAGACGACAACGCCGAGUUUAACGCUCUCCGCCUGUGCAGUCAGGACCCUUACCCGGGGGACGCCGAGAAGGCGGAGGAGGAGGAGGCAUGGCUGCAGGAGCACAGCUACACGGACCCCGCCUGGAUGAUGGAGCGGGAGCGGGAUCCCACCGCCGCAGCCAUGGAGGCCGAGGUGGCGCAAGUACUCCGGGACACGGGAAGUCACGAGAAGGCGCUGGAACACUUCACCCUGGCGCUGGAGCUGGACCCGGGCGUGCUGGAUUACUGGGCCCUCCGCGCGCAGGCUAACUUCACCAUGAAGAACUACCGAGAGGCCUUCCGGGACUGCAUCAGUGUGCACAAGGACAUCAGGCCCGUCGCUAUGUGGAAAAUUGGAGGGAGGGUGCUGUCCAGUCUGGGACAGUACGUGCUGUCCGAGGUGUGGCUCCGACGUGCCAGCCGGCUGACCGAGGGCAACGACUACGAGGCUCUUCUGCUGUUCCAGCAGACCCGCAUCCACCGCUUCUAUGACCCUCUGACCGAGGGCACGUCUGUGCAGGUGAGGUUCACGAAGUACGGCCGCGCGGUGUUCUGUAGUGAGGACGUGGAGGAGGGGCAGGAGCUGUUCCGGGACACUCCCGUCAUCUCCGCGCAGACGGACGACUCCGCCCGGGCGCACCCCGCCUGCAGCCACUGCGCCGUCUCCCUCCUCACCGCCGAGGACUACUUCGGACUGGACACGUUCAGGAAGAUGAACAAGGCUCAGAAGGCUAUCAUCAAGAAGGCCUGGCCGAAGGUGACGUCGUACCCGUGCCCCCACUGUAAGCGUGAGAAGUACUGCAGUCUGGAGUGCCGGACUCACGCCUGGAGGCAGCACCACUGCCACCUCUGUCCCUCCAUCAACCCGCCGGCCGCCAAACUGUACGACUUCUGCGCCAAGGGGACCACGCAGGAGAAAGGGAUGUGGAACUCCAUGUUCAGCCCGAUGAUCAUGGCGCGUAUCUGGGCGAACAUCCUGACCCGUGUGAAGGAGCUGGGCGUGAAGGGGGAACCUACUAAAGACGACUGGGCCCGCGCCAAGGAGCCGUACCGCCGCUUCCUCGGCUUCGGUGUGUCUGGUUUCGUCAAACAGAUUCCUAAGAUGCUGAAGAUCAUGCAAGCGAUUUUCCAGAACACCGAGAUCAAGUACAAGAUCGACGAGCUGGAGUUCGAGAGGCGCUACUACCAGGUGGCGUGUAACGUCCAGUCGUUCGGGCCGCCCUGCGUCACCUGGCACGAGUUCGUGGCGGAGUUCCACCGCACGUCCCGUCCGGGGGAGAACCACCGGCGGGUGGCGCAGGAGAUGCGGGGGGAGCCAAAGGACGUGACGUUCGGCGGCCUGUACGCCCUGCAGUCCAGCCUGAACCACUCCUGCGACAAGAACGUGGAUGUGAUGGACGGGAUGGUGGACGGGAAGCCCGGGGUGGUCAUCCGGGCCAAGCAGGGCAUCAAGAAAGGCGGGGAGCUGUACACCACGUACAUCGACACGUCCAUGCAGCGCCCCCAGCGCCGCGCUUGGCUCUACCGCGCCUACCACUUCUGGUGCGAGUGCGAGAGGUGUAAGUUUGAGGGGGACGACUGCAGCAUCUGUACACAGUGCGAGAAGAAGGCGCCCAAAGACGAACCCUUCUCCGUCUGUAGCCGCUGCCACCGGGCCUGGUACUGUACUCCCAAAUGUCAGAAGGUGGCGUGGAAGGCAGGGCAUAAGAAGAUCUGUAAGGCCUGGCCAAGCACUUAGGGCCAGUAAAAUCAGGGCGUGUGUUGCUUUUCGGAAGGGGAAACAGAUUUUAAGCACUGCCGAAGUUUAGGUUGGUGAAAAUGCCAAGGUCUUACGUCCGAGUUGCAGUGAACGUAUACCAUAAGCGUAGAUGUUCUAUUGGAAAAGUUGAACGGAGAUGGAGUUUGACAUUAAAUUGAUUUUCAAAGAUGUGAAAGAACAAAAAUAAAAACAAUUCAUUGUGUGUUGUACCAUGUUCUGUGUGCUCAGUCAUUUUGUUUCACCUUCCUGACCACUUAGAUUUCAUAAUGGAGAAAACU
Molecule: messenger RNA, 2561 nt
Organism: Branchiostoma belcheri (Belcher's lancelet)
Lineage: Eukaryota; Metazoa; Chordata; Leptocardii; Amphioxiformes; Branchiostomatidae
Product: SET and MYND domain-containing protein 5-like
Exons: 6
Coding region: 385-2262 (625 amino acids)
Molecular function (GO): protein binding
Source: RefSeq, a predicted model, not a curated record